Blumeria graminis f. sp. triticale is the source of this 996-nucleotide messenger RNA. The record is from the annotation of a GenBank genome assembly. NCBI's taxonomy places the organism in Eukaryota, Fungi, Ascomycota, Leotiomycetes, Helotiales, Erysiphaceae.
AUGGCAAUUAGAAGAGAUGUAGAUCCUAGAGAGCGACGUGGCGCACCAGUAUGUCAAACUCGAUCAAAUGAGUACUUCGUUCCCAAGGAUGGCAUUGAUCGGGAAGUCAUCACUGCCGACAUCUGUCGCUACCUCGGAAACGAUGCUCUAGUCCGACCAGGAAACUAUGAGAACCCUUCGACACGAUCUAUUCAGCAAGGCUACUACAUAACUGCUUACCGUAAUCUAACGAGUGCCAUGAUAGAGGAUCUUAAGGCAGACUCAGAAAGGUGGGAUCAAGAGCGUCGCGCGGCCACUUCAAGAGGAAACGUCGGUUACACACAGUCUCGCACGCACGAAUCACGACAACAUUGGGGGCCGACAGGUGAGGUAACUUCAAAUUAUGUGUCUACAGUUCCCUCAGCAUGUUCCCAGCCUGGAUAUGACCAAUAUCAUCCCUCUAGCUACCCCCAACACAUUUCCGGAGGAUACAGCCAACCAGUCGCGGCAUCAUCUUUCCCACAGGAGAAUCACUUCAUAGCAGGAUCUAAUAUGGGUAUUGAGCAUCCGCGCGGGUACCCUCCUCCUGGAUGUGAUAAUUCUCGAAUAAAUGGUCCUCAAUAUGUACAAGUCCAGCACCUCCCACAAUAUUCCUCUCAAAUUCCGGAACCUAAUUACGGUCGUGGCCUAUACCCUCAACCAAUGCCGCUUGGCCCUAACCAGCGUCGAAGUCACGAAGAUCCUAAUUUUCCAUUACCUGCCGUCGCACCUGCAUCUUCCUAUCCGGAUGAGAGGAAACCACACUAUACCUUACCAGGCCCUAAACCGGGAUAUGGAAGUGCUUAUAACUUGAGAGAGUCUUACGGUGAGCGAAAAUACCAGGAACCAGGACCAUACCCUACCACAAUGGCUGUUUCUAGUAAUCCACCUCUUCCAAACCUGCCCAGGAGAGAACGUGACCGGGAGCUGGAUAUUCGUGAUAGUAGAAAUCACCGCGAUCCUGGCCGUCGUCGUUAG